Aspergillus homomorphus CBS 101889 is the source of this 1530-nucleotide messenger RNA. Its product is annotated as putative MFS transporter. Bases 1 to 1530 code for a protein of 509 amino acids. NCBI's taxonomy places the organism in Eukaryota, Fungi, Ascomycota, Eurotiomycetes, Eurotiales, Aspergillaceae. Gene Ontology annotation, molecular function: transmembrane transporter activity. The transcript has 2 exons. Gene Ontology annotation, biological process: transmembrane transport. The record is from RefSeq and is a predicted model, not a curated record. Gene Ontology annotation, cellular component: membrane.
AUGCAAGACAAUCCAGUGGGUUCCGAGAAGGGUCUCUCUCAACACCACGAAGACAUCUUCACCCAAGAUGCCUCCAAAGCGGCUGGUCAAGGCCUCGCAGCCACCGACCAGUAUGGCAGGGCUUUGAUUGAAUUCGACCGUGUAGCGGAACGUCGCCUGCGACGCAAGAUCGAUUUCUGUAUCCUCCCCACCGUCUCGCUCAUAUACCUAUUUUGUUUCAUCGAUCGAGCCAACAUCGGAAACGCCAAGCUUGCUGGUUUCGAGAAAGACCUCGGCCUGACAGGCUACGACUACAACGCCGUCCUUUCAGUGUUCUACAUCUCCUACAUCCUCUUUGAGAUCCCGUCCAAUAUCGCCUGCAAACUGGUCGGUCCAGGCUGGUUCCUCCCUGCCCUGACCGUUGCCUUCGGGAUCUGUUCGCUGGGCACGGCGUUUGUGCACACAAUCCACAGCGCCUCCGGCGUGCGCUUCCUCCUCGGGAUCUUCGAAGCCGGAAUGAUGCCCGGUAUCGCCUACUACCUCUCACGGUGGUACCGUCGCCGCGAGCUCGCCUUCUACAUGUCCUUGUACAUCGUCAUGGCGCCCCUCGCCGGUGCCUUUGGAGGGCUGCUCGCCUCUGCAAUCCUUACCCUCGACAACUUCGGCAGCCUGCACACCUGGCGCAUGAUCUUCGCGAUCGAAGGCAUUAUCACGAUCGGGCUGGGCCUCCUAGCCUUCAUAACCCUGACCGACCGCCCCGAAACCGCACGCUGGCUCACACAAGAGCAGAAAGAACUGGCGAUCGCGCGCUUGAAAUCCGAACGCGUCGCAACGACCGAAGUCCUCGACAAAAUGGACAAAGCGAAGACGCUGCGCGGGAUCUUCAGUCCCGCGACACUAACCACGUCGUUCAUCUUCCUGCUCAACAACAUCACAGUGCAAGGGCUCGCGUUCUUCGCGCCGACGAUCGUGCGCACGAUCUACCCGCACAACAGCGUGGUGUCACAGCAGCUGCACACGGUGCCGCCGUACGUAGUCGGCGCGUUCUUCACGGUGCUCUUCCCCUUCCUGAGCUGGCGCUUCGACCGACGCCUGCCGUUCUUCGUGCUGGCCCCGCCGCUCAUGAUCACGGGGUACAUCAUGUUCCUGGCGAGCGACGACGCGCACGUCCGCUACGGCGCAACGUUCCUGAUCGCAGCCGGCGCCUUCAGCUUCGGCGCCCUGUGCAACGCCCACGUCGCCAACAACGUCGUCUCCGAUACCGCCCGCUCGUCCGCCAUCGGCACUAACGUCAUGUUCGGUAACAUCGGCGGCCUGGUCUCCACCUGGUCGUUCCUGCCCUUCGACGGACCCGACUACCACAUUGGCAACGGCCUGAACCUGGCUACCGCCUCCAUGACCUUGAUUCUGGGCGCGCUCAUGUGGGCCUGGAUGCGCUGGGAUAAUCGCCGCCGCGAGAAGGUCGAUGUCGAUCGUGCGCUCGCCGAUCUGUCACAGCAGCAGGUGCAGGAUCUCGACUGGCGGAAUCCCGCGUUUCGGUGGAAGAUGUGA